Messenger RNA from Rattus norvegicus (Norway rat), 954 nucleotides. RefSeq names its product olfactory receptor family 5 subfamily AP member 2B (gene Or5ap2b). Lineage: Eukaryota; Metazoa; Chordata; Mammalia; Rodentia; Muridae. Gene Ontology annotation, biological process: signal transduction; G protein-coupled receptor signaling pathway; detection of chemical stimulus involved in sensory perception of smell. Gene Ontology annotation, molecular function: olfactory receptor activity; G protein-coupled receptor activity. The record is from RefSeq and is marked reviewed. Bases 1 to 954 code for a protein of 317 amino acids. Gene Ontology annotation, cellular component: membrane; plasma membrane. The transcript has a single exon.
AUGGUCAGAAUUGUAAAAGGAAUCCAAGAUAAAAAUGACACAGAUGUGACAGAAUUUAUCCUUCUGGGCCUCUCAGACAAUCCAGACCUACAACAUUUCCUCUUUAUAUUGUUUCUGAUCAUCUACAUGGUGACACUGGUGGGUAAUUUAGGGAUGAUGGCCCUGAUUAAGAUUGACCGCUGUCUGCACACACCUAUGUACUUUUUUCUUAGCAGCCUUUCUUUUGUUGAUGCCUCUUCCUCAUCUACAGUCACCCCUAAAAUGCUGCUGAACCUCAUGGCUGAAGAUAAGAGCAUUUCUUUCAAUGGAUGUGCUACCCAGUUCUUCUUCUUUGGCUCUUUCUUGGGAACUGAAUGCUUCCUGUUAGCCAUGAUGGCCUAUGACCGCUAUGCGGCCAUCUGGAGUCCCCUCCUAUACCCAGUUCUCAUGUCUGGGAGAAUUUGUUUCAUGUUCGUGUCUACUUCAUUUCUAGCAGGGUUUGGCAAUGCAGCCAUCCACACAGGAAUGACUUUCCGACUGUCCUUUUGUGCCUCUAAUAAGAUCAAUCAUUUCUAUUGUGACACACCACCCCUACUCAAACUCUCUUGCUCUGACAUCCAUACGAAUGGCAUUGUGAUCAUGAUUUUUUCCAGUUUUACUGUUCUCAUCUGUGUUCUCAUUGUUCUCAUUUCUUACCUGUGCAUCCUCAUUGCCAUAUUGAAAAUGUCUUCUGCAGAGGGAAGACACAAAGCCUUCUCCACCUGCUCCUCCCAUCUGAUGGCUGUUACUAUCUUCUUUGGUUCAAUUCUCUUUAUGUACUUGCGACCUACUACUAGCUACUCUAUGGAACAAGACAAGGUCGUCUCUGUGUUUUAUACAGUAGUGAUCCCCAUGCUUAAUCCUCUCAUCUACAGUUUAAAAAAUAAAGAUGUGAAAGAGGCAGUAAAAAAAAUCAUACAGAAACACAUUCUAUAA